GCAUAAAUUAUGAUUGUCAUGCAAGUUUACAAGUAUUUGGAACAUUACUAUAAAUUAAAUUAAAAAAUAGGCCGCUUCCUCCUGUCUAAAGUGAUUACAAUCGAAUUUCAAAUUUGCCGCCAUAACCUCGGAGCGUACGUGUGUGAAAUGUUUUCAUAUUUCGAUUAAUUAUGGCGGACUGUGGCUGAGCGAAGUUCAUUUUACCAUCCGGAGUGCAAAUAAUUCGUUGAAACGUUAAUGUGCUUCGAUAAAUAAGUGCAGAGGCGGUCGGGGAGUAUCGGGUGGGCGGCGUUCGGCGAUGGCAGAGAACAGGGGUUCGGUAGACGUCGUUAUGCCGGACAUUACCGAAGUGACCGAGCCCGAUCCGCUGGCGGCGGCGAGCGAGCGCGAAGUCGAGAGGCUGGAGCGCGACGGCGGCGCGCUCAAAGCGGCCCGUCUCGCCGAUUCCAACGGCGUGGUGACCGUGCCCGUGUCCCUUCCAGUCGGGACUCUCAUAACGGGAACGACCUUCAAUGUGAUCACAUCUGACCAGCUGCCGGGGCAUUUUAAGCCGAUGCUCUGCGUGGACAACGGCUUCAUAUCAGGCGGGCCGGUGAGCGAGGAUAUAAAAGCGACACAUAUAGUGAUACAGAACCCGCCGUCGCCGCGGCACGAUGAGGGUUCCCAGGCGCCAGCGCGAGCGAGCGCGCGUUCGUGGGCAGAGACGGCGAACAUGCCCAUUCUGCCGGUGCGGUGUAAAAAUACGUCUGCAGAGUUGCACAAACAGCGGUUCGGUUCGGGCGGCCGCGGGAGGUGUAUUAAGUACGGACUGGAGUGGUACACGCCGAGCGAGUUCGAGGCGCUGUGCGGGCGGGCGUCGAGCAAGGACUGGAAGCGCUCGAUAAGGUUCGGCGGGAGGAGCAUCCAGGCGCUGAUAGAUGAGGGCGUGCUGACGCCGCAUGCCACCAGCUGCACCUGCGGCGCGUGCUGCGACGAUCAGUCUGCCAUGGGCCCAGUCCGCCUCUUCACACCCUACAAGCGACGGAGACGCAACCAAGAAGAGGGCACCGAGAAGAAGCCCAAGAUAAAGCGAGACAGUAGUCUCGGGGACAGCGACAUGGACAACAUACACAACACUAGCAACAACAGCCACUCGAAGGAGGCAUGGCAGACCAUAGCGGAGGGAUUGGAGAGCAAUGCGGACUAUCAUCUGCUGGAGGCGCCGGACACGAGCAACGAUCCUACUGCCAGUCUCCCAGACAUGAGCGGAGUGCUAAAGCGUCUCGACGACAUCGGAGCGACACUGUCACGACUAGCCACCGAAUUGAAGCAGUGUGUGGAAGACGUCAGGGGAGUAUCCGCUCGGCAGCUUGCGAGGAUAGAACAGGAGAGGGCGGGGGCGUUGUUACACGCGGUGGAACAUGCCGAUGCGGCGCUGCAUAGCGCUGAUGACGCUGAGUCUAAGAAGUGUGCAAACUGUAAUCGCGAGGCGUCAGCAGAGUGCUCUCUCUGCCGCCGCACACCUUACUGCUCCACCUACUGCCAGAAGAAAGACUGGGCGUCCCACCAGAUUGAGUGUCUCCGCUCCGUGCCCACCAUCCACGACCAGCACCAGUCCAUCAUGCUCAUCGUGGAGAGCCAGCACCAAUAGCGUGGUGGGUCUAAUGAGAGGCUUCGCCCGACUGUCCUACGACGGAGAUGACAAAGCCCGACCCCGCCAGAAUAGGGGCUUCACUACAAGCCCUAACAACACAGUGACUUCUGUCAGAAUACGGACACUUAUACCGCUACUGGACCUAAACUCCUGCCAGAAUUGGGUCUCACAAGCCCUAACAACACAGUGACUUCUGUCUAAAUACAGACAUUUAUACCGCUACCAGACCUAAACUGCCAGAAUAGGGGCUUCAAUACAAGCCCUAACAACACAGGGACUUUUGUCUGAAUACGGACAUUUAUACCGCUACCAGACCUAAAUUCCUGCCAGAAUAGGGGCUUCAGUAACAACACAGUGACUUCUGUCUAAAUACAGACAUUUAUACCGCUACCAGACCUAAACUUCGCCAAAAUAGGGGCUUCACUACAAGCCCUAACAACACAGUGACUUUUGUCUGAAUACGGAUAUUUAUACCGCUACCAGACCUAAACUUCGCCAAAAUAGGGCCUUCAAUACAAGCCCUAACAACACAGUGACUUUUGUCUGAAUACGGACAUUUAUACCGCUACCAGACCUAAACUUCGCCAAAAUAGGGCCUUCAAUACAAGCCCUAACAACACAGUGACUUUUGUCUGAAUACGGACAUUUAUACCGCUACCAGACCUAAACUUCGCCAAAAUAGGGGCUUCACUACAAGCCCUAACAACACAGUGACUUUUGUCUGAAUACGGACAUUUAUACCGCUACCAGACCUAAACUCCUGCCAGAAUAGGGGCAUCACUAACAACACAGUGACUUCUGUCAGAAUACGGACAUUUGUACUGCUACCAGACCUAAACCCCUGCCAGAAUAGGGGCUUCACUAACAACACACAGUGACUUCUGACAGAAUACGGACAUUUAUACGGCUACCCGGCCUAAACUCCUGCCAGAAUAGGGGCUUCAAUACAAACCCUAAAAACUUACAGUAAAUUAUAACCUGAAAUACUAAAGAAAAAGAUAUCAGAGUCUACCGUCACCCGGCCACGUGACAGUUCAUAAUUUGUGACGUUUUCAACCAAAAGGUACCCCAUUGUCGGUUGUCGAUAAGGUUGAUUUUAACUCAAUUUGAAAUAACGCCUUAUUGACACGUCGGUUGUCAAUAAGGCGUUAUAAGUACCCUUUUGGUCGAAAAUGGCACAUUUAUUUAAACUUUUAAAAUAAUGUGACUAGAGUUAGACCAAGAUAAGUCUGCAAUGAUUUAGAUAGCACACGCAGUCGCAGAAUAAAUAAAUAUUAUAGGACAUUCUUACACAGAUUGACUAAGUCCCACAGUAAGCUCAAGAAGGCUUGUGUUGUGGGUACUUAGACAACGAUAUAUAUAAUAUACAAAUACAUAAAUACAGGCAGGGUCACUACCCACUAGGCCAGACCGGUCGUCAAGAAGAAUAUAUAAUAGUAAAUAUUAGGUACAGAAGAUGCACUCCCUAACAAAUCGCGACUACUACGCGCAAGGCGGCGCAAGCGCGUGCAGGCGUCCGUUCCAUAGCGGUGUGCGGCAAUUACUACGGCAACACCUCAAAAUUGAGGCGGCCGCAGGUACUUGUAGCGACGCGACGAAAUCGCGGAGUGAUACACGCCUGACGCAAAAAUAACGCACUGCUAUAUCAAAAUCGUUGCAGACUUGUCUUGGUCUGACUACUUAAAAACACACAAAUCGAAAAAUAUUUUAUAAAAUAAUUCGUUUUGUUCCCUACUUGUAAGUUGCUGUAAGUUCGACCACUGACUACACAGACAAGUGUCUACAAAGAGGUCACCACACAUAGGUGCAAUUUUACUUGUAAGGGGGCAUCUAUUAAUCACGUCAUACGAAGCAAGGGUGGGGUGGAUCUGAAAAAAAUCACUAAAUCAACUCGGCCAAAAACGUAUGACGUGAUUAAUGGAUGUCCCCUAAUAUACUACUAUUCGAGCAGCACUAUUGAAUAGUAUUAUACACCAUUUUAUACUAUAACACCCCUAAAGCCAAAAUUGUAUUAGUAUUUUAUACAGUCGUGAUAUAAUAGAGAGCUUUUCAGUCGCGUACCGUGUUUAGGCAACGAAGCUUGCUGAGUUGCCUAAGUAAGGUACGAGAUUGAAAAGCUUGAUUAUAUCACUAUUGUAUACAAUACUUUUUCUACGAGUCAUCUAAAAUAAUACUUUUUUUACUAUACCUAAAUAAUUAAUGAAAAUUGGUAAGUAAAUGUUGUACAAAAAACUAUUGAAAUGAAAUGAAAUGUAUUUAUUUGUAAGAAUAUGGAAAUGAAAUGAAAUUUAUUAAUUUGUCGCCCGUUUAGCCUUUUCUAUGGGAGCGCGCCGGCACGUCUGAUUGGUCAUUUUUUAUAGUUGACUACAGCGUAUCUAAAUGAAUAUUAUAGUUGAGUUGGGAGCACAUACAUGAAAAGUACGCAAUUAUAGUUUGGUAUACGAAAUCUUAAUUCAACCAUAACAGUCGACGAUUAAAACCACUUUAUUUGUAAAACUUGUAAAGCCCGACCAGAAAUAUAUGAUCAUUGUCAAGAGGGCGCUGUUAUUCUCAUGUAUGUGGUGACAGUUCAGUUUAGUAUGAAAAAUUUAGUUCCAAUGAAAUUCCGCAAUAUGGCGCGUGAUCAU
Cydia strobilella is the source of this 4260-nucleotide messenger RNA. RefSeq names its product deformed epidermal autoregulatory factor 1 (gene Deaf1). The record is from RefSeq and is a predicted model, not a curated record. The coding region runs from base 299 to 1630 and encodes 443 amino acids. Gene Ontology annotation, molecular function: DNA binding. Lineage: Eukaryota; Metazoa; Arthropoda; Insecta; Lepidoptera; Tortricidae. The transcript has 6 exons.